Rhineura floridana is the source of this 4922-nucleotide messenger RNA. It is a transcript of the gene PTPRN2, whose product is annotated as protein tyrosine phosphatase receptor type N2. The record is from RefSeq and is a predicted model, not a curated record. Gene Ontology annotation, biological process: protein dephosphorylation. NCBI's taxonomy places the organism in Eukaryota, Metazoa, Chordata, Lepidosauria, Squamata, Rhineuridae. Gene Ontology annotation, molecular function: protein tyrosine phosphatase activity. Bases 1 to 3201 code for a protein of 1066 amino acids. Gene Ontology annotation, cellular component: secretory granule. The transcript has 23 exons.
AUGGGGUCGUCCGGCUCCAGCCUCCCGUUCCGCCUUCUGCAGCAGCUGCUUCUGGUCCUUGUCGUCGCCCAGCACCGACAGCACCUCCGAACUGGAGCCGCCGCCGCUGGAACCGAGGCCAAAUACGGCUGCUUGUUUGAGGAUGACCUUUGCAAAUCAUUUGAAAUCUGCAUAAAUGAUGGAGUAUUUGGGAGGUGUCAGCAGGUUCCAGUGAUAGACGUGUACAAGUAUGAAGUUUCACCGCCCAUUCUCCAGCGCUUGAGAAUUGUCUUAGAGAAGCUGUUACGCAGAGGUUUUACUUGGCAAGAUGAUUAUACCCAGCAUGUUAUUGCCCAUGAACUCUCUAAUCUUCAGAAGAUCCAUGAUUGGCACCCUGAGACAUUCUCAUCAGAGGAGCCCAAUUCUCCAAGAACCUCAAAGCAGAAUGUUGAUAGAAACAGGAAUUUAGGUCUGGAAAAGGAUGUGAACUUUGCUAAGUCUCCUCAGCAAUACCUUGCCUAUCUGGAUAUUCUCUCCCAGUCUGCAGUUCCAAAUGUAUAUGCAAGGAUAAAGAGCAACAAAGCCUCUCUUAAGGCUGAUAACAUCCCUCCUGACACCAUCAUCAACUACAUGGUGCAGAAUUCCAAAGGAAAAACGUCUGCUUUGACCCAUUCAGCAGCAGCCCAUUCAAAAUAUACUGAAAACCUCCCAGUGAAAACCUUCAGCCGACCACAGAUAAAUAAAUUUCCACUAAAACUAGAUGAAGAAUUUGACCGAAAAGCUCUACUGGCAGCAUUAAAUGCAUAUAUCACUCAGAAAGUGGCAGCAAAAAAUCAUGAUGGAAGUUCUUCUGUUAGCAGGACUAAAGAGUCUUCCCCCUAUACCAAUAGACUUAAGCCUCCUCAGAUUGACAAUCUUGAUGGAACAUUGUCAGAAGAAAAACCAGGAGAUUUUGAGAUAAGGCUGCCAUUCCUACGGAGGCCUGGAUCUGGACUAGUACCUGGUUCCGCCCAGAGUGAUCGGAGGGUCCCUCUAACUCCAGUAGAUGAAAUAUUUAUUCAGGAUGUUCUGAGGGACCUGAAGAAACAUCAUGUGGAUGUAGAUAAAUUGAACCCACUGGAGCUGGACAAGAUGGCUGAUAUCAUUGCUGAUGCCAUUCAAGCAUUUGAUGUAGAAGAAGAAAAGAAAAAUGCCGCUGGGAAGGUCGAGGGUGAGAGAGCAGAGAAGAGAGUUGAUGCAGAAGGAAAAGAUUAUUAUGAGAUGGGAUUAAUGACCGAAGGUUACCACUUACAAGAUGAAGGAGCACAGAAUGAAGAUGCCAGGACUAAAAAGGAGGAGAACCAUUUGAGUACAAAACUAUUUGAUUUCCUGAAUGAGAAUAUGGCAACUGAAAAUUGGCUUAAGGACCCUAUGCCCAAAGAAUCCUUUAAAACAGAAAUGAAGAAGUCAGAGGAUUUAGAUCUCUCCUCUUCUUCCUCUGAGGAAGUGAAGGUUGGGAUUGAAAAUGUGAAGAGUGAAACAUUCUCAAGGGAGCUGAUAGCUGAAAAGAAAGCUGAGACGGACUCCAACUCUAAAGAGCUGACUGAGUUUCAUCACUGGAUUAAGAAUACUUAUAUGCAGGAUAAAAGUGCUUAUGAAGAGACUCAGAAAAAUAUGGGAGAAGGUCUGCAGCUAGAUGCCAAGUCUUCUAAAGAAGAUGAAUAUGGCUACAUUGUGACAGAGAAAGACCCUCUGAAUGGGGAAAAAGGUUUGGAGUUAAUAAAGGAAGUUGCGGGCAAGCUGAAGCUGCAGAUGACUGCCUUUGCUGAUAUCAACAUACUGGGGCCAGCUGUGACCUUCAAAGUGCACUCAAAUGUCUUCAAUAUCACCACUGCUGAUGUUGCCAAAGCAGCAGCUGAUAACAAAGACAUGCUUGAAAAAGUAACAGGACUGAAAAUUUUGCAGACUGGCAUGGCAGAGAAAAGCAAGCUACAGCUUUUGCCCCAUCAUGCCUGGGAAGAGGAAGAUACCACCAAAUUCCUCAUACUAACACUCCUCUCCAUUGCUUGCAUUUUGGGGGUCCUUGUGGCAUCUGGGGUCAUCUACUGCCUCCGCCACAGCUCUCAUCACAAACUGAAAGAGAAGCUGAGGAGCCUGGGCUCUGAUACCACCUCCAGUGCAACUGCUGCUUAUCAGGAGUUAUGCCGUCAGCGUAUGGCAGUAAAAACAUCAGAUCACCCAGAGCCUCUGCAUACUUCGCGGAUUAACAGCAUAUCUUCGCAGUUCAGUGAUGGACCCAUUCCAAGUCCUUCUGCUCGAAGUAGCACUUCUACCUGGUGUGAAGAACCAGUCCAGUCCAACAUGGACAUAUCCACUGGUCACAUGAUAUUGUCCUACAUGGAAGACCACUUGAAGAACAAGAAUCGUCUGGAGAAAGAAUGGGAAGCACUUUGUGCUUAUCAGGCUGAACCCAGUGCAACUACCAUUGCACAUAAGGAGGAAAAUGUCCAGAAGAACCGCUCACAAGAUGUGAUAGCAUAUGAUCAUUGCAGGAUAUGUUUGAAAGCUGAAAACAGCCAUGACAGCUCAGACUACAUCAAUGCAAGUCCAAUUAUGGACCAUGAUCCUAGGAACCCUGCUUAUAUAGCUGCUCAGGGAGCCCUGCCUUCUACUGUCGCAGACUUCUGGCAGAUGGUCUGGGAAAACGGCUGUGUCGUUAUUGUCAUGCUGACACCCCUUGCUGAAAAUGGAGUCAAACAGUGCUACCACUAUUGGCCAGACGAAGGGUCAAACCUCUACCAUAUCUAUGAGGUAAAUCUGGUCUCUGAGCACAUCUGGUGUGAAGAUUUCCUUGUGAGAAGCUUUUACUUGAAAAACCUUCAAACCAAUGAAACUCGAACAGUGACACAAUUCCAUUUCCUUACCUGGCAUGAUCAGAAAGUUCCCACUUCUACCAGGUCCCUUCUGGAUUUUCGCAGAAAAGUAAACAAGUGCUACAGGGGUCGUUCUUGUCCAGUAAUUGUUCACUGCAGUGAUGGCGCAGGAAGAAGUGGAACCUACAUCUUAAUUGACAUGGUUCUCAAUAAAAUGGCCAAAGGUGCUAAAGAGAUUGAUAUUGCUGCUACUCUGGAGCACUUGAGAGACCAGAGACCUGGCAUGGUCCAGACAAAGGAACAGUUUGAGUUUGCAUUGACAGCAGUUGCAGAAGAAGUGAAUGCGAUACUCAAAGCACUUCCACAGUGAGCAGUUCAUCCCUUGGAGGUUCCCAAAGUGGUGUCUCUCUUCCAUGAUCCUUGGUCCCUGUGAAUGUCAUUAGAAACCGUGACCUGACCUUAACUGUGUGUCUGCUAUUAUAACCACAUAUUGAUAGAGAUCUUUACAAACUUCUAUUGCCAGUUAAAGUUCAACAGUUAAUGUGUAUUCUGUUCUUGUUAUGAUAUUCAGAAAUAAUACACACGGAGACUUUGGCUUAAGUGAUAAGAACAAUCCCUCUAGUUCCUCUUACAUCCACAGUGUCCUAAUUCUCACAUGUUGAAAGCACAUGUAUACCUUGUUAAUAGUAAUAUACCACGUGUUGUGGAUACGCAGUGCAUUCAAUGUGUCUUUGGCAACAUACUGCUCUCUUAUGUUUUUGUAACUUUUCCAGGACUGAAUGAAAGAAGCAGGGGGCCUAAUAAUUAUUAUUUAAAAAAAAGCAUAGGGAUUGUUCUUACAAAGGCCAAGCAAGCCCACAGAACAAUGUUGUGUGUGUUAGUAAACACAGGUCCAACUUCUGGCAUAAAAGAGGCUGUGCCACUUCAUGCUGUGCCUUGGCAAGAAGAUGCUUUUCUUAACUGUUGUUUACUUUUCAACUUCUGUGCAAUGAAUAAAAGUAAAUCUGAGCUCUAAGUCCAGAAACCUGCUAAGUUAGCACAACUAUGGAUAAAAAGUCGGUCAUGUCAGCAGGAGCCCAAGUUUCCAAAGAGCACAGCAAACUUUUAUUGUGUAUCACUGCCCUAACGGGAAAAGAAAGCAAAGUGAUUGAACCUCACAAUAGGGUUUGAAAGCUCCUGUAUUGGCAGAUUGCUGAAUGUUGAUUUUAUUUUAUUUUUUCAGAAUUAGAAGAGAAAUUGCAUUUAUCUUUGUGUUAUAUCUCAAGAUUAAUUUAUCUUUAAAAAAACCCAAAAGUGUAUGUUAUUUUUAAAGACCAGUAAAAAGAUUCGUAUUUGGUUGAACUGCUAGCAUAGUUAUUCAAAAUUAUGGCAAUUUCUUUGGUACACUUGUAUUUCCAAACCUGCAGAAUAAUUUAAAGCUACUAUUCCUUGUCUUUAGUUCUGAAUCCACUUACAAGUAGCCUUAUUCUACAUUAUAUUCCAUGCACAUAAGUGCUUUUAGGAUUGCUUUCUUUUACUAUAAAAUGUCCAGUAAUUCCAUUUGAAGCAUAAAAGGGGGUGCUUCAGCCUCUUCCUCCUCACAUCCAUCCAUUGCACAUGCAAAGCUGCGUACAAGGAGACUUCUAUAACCCUGGCAUUUGCUGGUUCAAAGGGAUUGAAACAUGCUUGUAGAGUACAUCUUCAUUUGCUUGAGCUCUGAAUUACAGAAAAUAACUUGAAUUAUGUAGUAUGCUAGCUAUUCGUUAUUUGUUUCCAGGCUUCUGGCAUUUAUUGUGAAUUACAUUCUGAGGUAUGUGUCUAUAAAUUUCUAUACCAUUACGUUUUUUAAAAAAAUGUAUAAUUUGGCAAAAAGAAGAAGAUCACAGUUUCUUGUAAAUGAAAUUAUAUGUUUCAAUUCUUGGGCACAAUUCACCAAGCACAGCUGCAUCAUACUCUGUCACUUUCAGUGGGACUUCAUGGCCCAUCCAUCAAGCACUGUUGCUACACAUUCUCUUCACACUUGGAAAGCCCCACUGAAAUAUAUGGAAGAUGUGCAUUAGCAGUGCUUGGAAGAUUAGAUUCAUUAUAUCCACGGUUUAAUGUAAGCAUCAA